This is a messenger RNA of Cheilinus undulatus (humphead wrasse), 1014 nucleotides long. RefSeq names its product trace amine-associated receptor 13c-like. The record is from RefSeq and is a predicted model, not a curated record. NCBI's taxonomy places the organism in Eukaryota, Metazoa, Chordata, Actinopteri, Labriformes, Labridae. Gene Ontology annotation, molecular function: trace-amine receptor activity. Gene Ontology annotation, biological process: G protein-coupled receptor signaling pathway. Gene Ontology annotation, cellular component: membrane. Bases 1 to 1014 code for a protein of 337 amino acids. The transcript has a single exon.
AUGACUCCAGGAUUUUCCUCAGAUCAGUUGUGUUUUCCAGGCUUUAAUGUCUCGUGUGUUAGGACGCAGUUCAAUGUGUGGACCAGAAUGGCUCUUUUUGUGGUGUUUGCUUUAGGUAUGGGGGUAACCAUUUUAGGAAAUGCUGUUGUCAUUGUGUCCAUAAGCCAUUUCAAGCAGCUGCAUAGUCCUACUAAUGUGCUGAUCUCAUCUCUUGCUCUGGUUGAUCUACUAGUUGGUGUUUUUGCGAUGCCUUUCAGUGCCAUCAGAACUGUUCAUGGCUGCUGGUUCUACGGUGAAGUCUUCUGUGAGUUGCACUCCAGUUUUGAUGUGUUUCUUACCACUCUUUCCAUCCUGCAUCUGAUUUGCAUUGCUGUAGACAGACAUGAAGCCAUUUGUAACCCUCUGCAUUACUCCAUGAAAAUCACCAUUCCAGUGGCGUGGAUUAUGGUGUGUUGGAGCUGGGUGCUGGCUGCUGUCUACUCUUUUGGAGUGCAUUACUCAAAGGCUAAUGUUGCUGGGUUGGAGGAUAUAAUUGAAACUAUGAAGUGCCUUGGAAGUUGUUUCCUUAUCUAUAACCAACUCUGGGGCAUCCUGGACAGUGUUCUCUCCUUUUUCUUUUCAUGUACUGUAAUGGUUUGCUUGUACACAAAAAUAUUUACUGUAGCUAAAGAGCAUGCUCGAAAAAUCAGCAAUAUGAAAAAUUCUUCAAAUGACAAGGGAGCUGGAGGGAUCAAACAAUCUGAGCACAAAGCUGCAAAGACUCUGAGCAUUGUACUUGGUGCAUUCAUCGUUUGUUGGAUGCCGUUAUUUACUGUUGCAUUGUUUGAAUCCAUCUUUGGCUCCUUUACACCAGUUGCUGUCUUUGAAGCAUUUUUUUGGCUGGGCUAUUUCAAUUCAACCUUAAACCCAAUUAUUUAUGCCUUGUGUUAUCCCUCCUUCAAAAAAUGCUUCUAUUGUAUUAUUACUCUGAAAAUAUUCAGCCCAAAUUCUUCUACCAUGAAUAUAUCACUAUAA